UAAACCAUUACGAAAAGAAGACUUGGAGGCUCAUUUUGGAGAUUGGACUGAGCUUACCAUCUUGACGUGGACUCAGUAUAUUUUUACAAAACCCGGAAUAGAUGAUCCUGAUUUUGCAGAAAAAAUUUUGAAAAUCAUUUCGCAUCAAUUUAAAAACUUGUCAAAGCCUGACCUCGAAGCAAUAAAAAAAAUCAUGGCAGAAAAGAGAUGCAUUCCAACAGUAUCCGGUAUGAAAUCACCUAAAGAAUCUUACUUUCCAGAUGUCAAGUUAUUACCUGAUCUGCCGAACGUUAAUUUAAAACAACACAAAACAAAAAACCUCGACGAGUUUUUAUUGUUUAUUGGUGUGAAAAAACAUGUUGAGUUGCAACUUGUGUUUGAUCGACUUUUUAAUAAAGGAAGUUGGGAUCAUAUGGAGUUAAUAAAAUAUUUGGCCUCAAUUGACCUCGAAUGUGACGAUAUGGAAAAAUUGGAAACUUCGGUUAUAUGGCCAAUGGAAUCUGGAAACAAAACCCAAAAAUUUACGGUAAAAGAAUUAUAUGCACCAUUGCCCAAAUUAAUUGAACUUGGAUUACCCAUCAUCAAAUGGAAAGGCCGAUUUUAUAAAAAUACUAAAGAAGGCAAAUUUAUCUUAAAACUUGGUCUACGUGAAUAUCCGCCACUCGAUGAAAUUCUUAAACUGGCAUCGAAACCUCCUAUGCGUCAGAAAGCAUUUGAAUAUUUUCUUAAUAAUUUUAGAGAUAAAUAUGCUAAAGAUUAUGAUGCACGGUCAAUAAAUGUGCCAUUUCUGCCGUGCAUGGAUCCAAAUGUUUAUUCAGAACCCUCAAAAUGUUUUUUUAACCCUGAAUGUGCAAUAAUGGGAUUUAAUGUACUACGCAAAGAUUUACGUUGUAGAGCUGAAGAAUUGGGUGUAGAGCAAUAUCCAAAUUACUCGCAGUUGUCGGAUAAACUAAUCAAAGAGCCUCCAGAAAAUGAAGAAAAGGCUAAGCUGGUUUUUGAAUUUUUAUUUUCAUGCACAUCUAGUUCAGACUCGACUGCUUUCAGUAAAUUGAAAUUUAUUCCAACCCGUGACAAAGAUCUACCUAACACAUUCAAAUACAAUCUUCCACAAGAUUGUUUCUUCAAGAACUCUGAAGAAGAAAGUAUCGAGUUCAUAGAUUUCUUUCCUUAUGUUGAUUUUGGAGAUAAGGCAAAUAUAUUUUUACGAAAUUGUGGUGUCAAAGAUAAACCAUCACCAACCCAACUAGCUGAAUUUCUUGUCAAAUCUUCAGAUGCAUUUUUAAAGAAAAUUGAUGGAAAUAAAAAUAAAUACAUCUCAAUAUUGCAUAAAAUUGCUAUUGACUUUUCUUCCAUCAAAAAGAAUUCAGGACUUUUAUUCAAUAUGAAGCGAGAGCGAAUCUUACUAGGAAGGAACAAUGACGAGGCAGACAAUGAAAAAUAUAAGUUAGCACGUGCAAAAGAUAUUUAUAUAAACGACAAUUCAUUUUAUACGGUCAUGUUUAAGCCACUAACUUGCCCCAUUGAUGUAUUAUUAGAAGGGUUAUAUCGGAGUCUCGGAAGUUAUUCUUUGGAUAGCAGCGUUACAUCAUCUUUUGUUACAAUAGGAACUCCAGAACUCACAGGAAAGUCUCGAGCAGUGCAAGAUUUAAUUAGAGAGCGAUUUCCGUUAUUUUAUUAUAAUAAAGACCCAUAUAAGAUCAAAUUUCCUGAAGAUUCGAUGAAAGAAUUGAAUGUAAUGGAAGUUGAAAAUAUUAAAGGAACCUAUUACUUUAAUGGAAAAACCAAAACUGAUUCGAAGGCUUGUAAAAUAGAAUCCAAUAAAGAAAAGCGUAAAUUUACAAUAUAUUUCAAAUGUGACGAAGAUGAACCAGAUCUUUUAGGUAUUUCUGCUGAAAUUUCACAACAUAUUUAUGAAAAACCGGAACCUCAGGAUACUUCACACAUAAGUAUUUUAUUAAUGACGCCACUAAAUGCGCUCAAAAAGAAUGGAUAUCCGGUGGAUCGUAUGCUGGAAGAAAGAACAAAAAACACUACUAUUGAAAUUCCCACUUCCAUAACGCGAAAUCAAGAAGAUUGGGAUGAUUACUUUGAAUUAUUCCAAAAUCCUGUUUAUAUCAAUCCACCAUGGAAGAUGUCUGGUGCUGGGUCAGAUCCUAUCCAUCGUUCAAAAGAAAAUUUGCAUGAAGCAUUGCGUAAUGGUGUGAGUUCUUGUUGUCCCAAUUCAAGAGCGGUAGUCGAUUCUCAAACUGGGUUAAAUGUUGACAGAGAGCCUGAGAAGAAUCAUUGCGAUAUUUCACAAGGUCAACCAUUAAAACGUGUCAGAGUAAUUAAUGAGAUCAAUAUUUAUAUCCUUAAGAAGCUAGUUGAAUCGAAAGUUUUAACAUAUGCCAGAUUAAAAUCUAUAGGAAAUUUCAUCAAGAUUCUUAAGGAUCUUUGUGAGGUUUUUGAACUCAGCCCUAAAACGAUUAAUAUCUUUUAUGAUCCAGAAGUAGACAUGAUCGCAUUUAAUUCUGAAAAGUCCUUGUUCUUCAAUUUAGAAUUUUACAUAUCUCUUCAUGAUUCCAAUGGCCAACCACCUUCUGCUGAUGUAAUGUUUUAUUGGUUUAUGAGUAUGUGCCACGAGCUGGCUCACAAUUUUGUGUAUGCCCAUAAUUCCGAUCAUGAGUAUUAUUUGUCAUCGUAUUGUAGAACUUAUUUUGAUAAAUUUUUAACUAAAUUAGAUAAACUUAAUAUGAUAAGUUGUAGAAAAUGA
Messenger RNA from Entrophospora candida, 2752 nucleotides. NCBI's taxonomy places the organism in Eukaryota, Fungi, Glomeromycota, Glomeromycetes, Entrophosporales, Entrophosporaceae. The record is from the annotation of a GenBank genome assembly.